CAUUCAGAGAGCUGCCUUUGGGAUGUGAUGCUAAAGUCUCAACCGGCCCAGUGACCACUGACGAUGAUGUGUUUACAGAAUUUCAGUUGUCUCUUAUUCUUGGAUCUGAUCCCGGUCUAUUAACAACUCAACCAACUCACUCGGGUCCACAGGUUGCAGGUUACAGGUAAGCCGCCCUUUCUUUUCUUGUGCUUUCUUCGGUGCGCGGACCUCCCAGCGCAAGUCCGAGUUCGACUGCCCUUGCCCUCUUUUUCCUUUGGAUGAUGAACCAAUCUACCAAAAGCAUAGUUCACCUGAGAUCUUCGGAUUGCUGAACGAAAAACUUGAUCCAUCUUUCACCUUUAUCUGACAUCCAUUGUUUUGCUCCGUUUCUGCAACCAUUACGUGCGUCCGAGAGAGUUCAAUAGCGGCUAACUCGAAUGUCCACAGAUCAUGCAAUUCAACGUUCUCGUUUUUGGGAGUAUUCCAGCAGCAGUGCCGGCUUGAGGAUUCCAUCGUUCUCAAACAGCCAUUCACAGCUCGCCAGAGAUGCACUCCGAAGUCAAGUCCCCAGGGCUAGCGGGUUGGGUACCCGAAUCCUCUGCAAUGAUGCCCAACGUGGGUCGAGAUGGGUUCGCUCCGGCCCGCAAUGCUGGAUCCACGCAAUGAUUGUUCCUUCUCGUUUCCAAUUCUCCGUUCGUAGGAAAUUAGACUUCCUAGAUAGACUGCCUGAAUCCAAUCUGCCUUGUUUCACUCUGUUACUCUGCGACGCUGCAUCAUGCGCGGCCCCCCUGGUCGCAUCACCUCUUCUCUUCUUCCCUCGUGGCUUCUCAUCCAACGAUGUCCUCUUGACGGCUGCAACCUCCAGCGCUGCCUCCUUUUCUCAUCGCCAGCUGGUGCUCAGGGUGCAUCACCCUGUUCCGUAACCAUCCGACGUGGGCUCUCCUCCACCACACAAUCCCCA
Molecule: messenger RNA, 943 nt
Organism: Penicillium brasilianum
Lineage: Eukaryota; Fungi; Ascomycota; Eurotiomycetes; Eurotiales; Aspergillaceae
Source: the annotation of a GenBank genome assembly